Molecule: messenger RNA, 3124 nt
Organism: Talaromyces stipitatus ATCC 10500
Lineage: Eukaryota; Fungi; Ascomycota; Eurotiomycetes; Eurotiales; Trichocomaceae
Exons: 3
Coding region: 1-1869 (622 amino acids)
Source: RefSeq, a predicted model, not a curated record
AUGGCCGACAAAUUCAUAUUCGUGAAUGCUCCGACAAUCGUGAACGCUGGCCCGCGAGAUGCUCGGCGGCAUUUACGUUCUCAGUUAAUGCGUCGGGUUUACCUGAAGAAAUACAAAGUCUCUCCACCGUCGGCCGAAGAGGAUGGGGUCGGCACGCGGAACAAGGAUUUGUCAGAUAGUCCAGAACAAUGUCAUUGUUCGCCUCCUUCAGUGAGCACGAGACCAAGUUCGCCAGAUGACGGCCGUCGCAAGAAGAAUAAGGCAGGGAAGAAAAAGAGAGCAGUGAAGUCGAGAAUCCCUCCCGAGUCCAAGCUGCCCACUCCCCCCAUUGACGACGAUGAACUUGAUGUGUGCGAGACCUGCGGUGGUAUCUCUCAUGAGUCACAGCAAGAUCCAUCCGAUACGCUUACCGAAGUAGUCUCUGCAAAAGACAUAAUAACAGACAGACAGCGAGGGGAUGGCGAUCCAAAAAUGAAUAUUGGGGCUUCUGUUUUCGACCCUUUCGAGCAAAAUUUUGGCAAAAAGGAUUGUCCGAAUAGCAAUGUUCUGAUACAACAUUUUUUCCAAGUCCUCAUACCUGCGCUUCGAAACGGUCGCGAAUGGAGUCCGAAAAUAGUAAGCGAGUAUAUCCAACUCACACCGGACCCUCUUAUAUUCCACGUCCUUUGUCUCAGUUCGGCAGUGCACAGGGAUAAGCUUAUGCUGUGGAGUGGAGCGGACUCGGAUCGUCACCAACGAGAAAUGGAAAAAUCCCACUACAGAUACACUGCCUUACGCGAGUUACGCCGAGCCGUGUCAACCUACAAAAUUGGCACUCCAGCCUUUGAUGCAAUUCUCGUCAGUGUUUGCCUACUCUCAGUGAGCGACCCGAUGGGCGAACUUCCUUCAAGUAUCACAGAAAGGGACUACAAUCCGUUCCAUCAUGUCUUGCAACCGCUCGGUGGCCUGAAUAUCUAUGGAUAUCAGCCAGUGCAUCGUGUACACUGGAAAGGAUUGUUAGCUUUGUUAGACCAACACGGAGGGUUUGACAAGAUACAGUUGUAUGGUGCAAAGUGGAAGAUUGCUUACACCGCUUUGAAGUACGCUUUGCAUACCGGCACAAAACCAGUCUUUCCCAUGUGCAAUCAUCUUGGAGAGUCGUUAAUUGAGCUAGAACCGCUAGAUAUCCUCGGACUAACACCCUCGGAUCUCCCUCCUCUUACCAGCUCCGGCUUUACAAGCUUGGAUAUGUUCUCGAUUCGCGACUCGAUUCAACAAGUUUUUGUGGAAAUUAGUCAAGUGGCGCAAAGCAUGAACAUGCUAGUACCGCAAUGGGACGAUAAAGCUGUAAGAGAUCUCAUGGCCGAUGCUCGAAACCUGGUUCAGUAUCGAUUUUUGAAUCUUCCUACCCUGUCCGACGACCCUAGUCUCAUAGCGGAUUUGUCAUUGCUCGAAGGGAGCAAACAAGCAACCGCUUAUGCGAGAAGUAUUAUGGAGGUGGCAUCGUCUGUAUAUGGAAUGUGCUGGCUUGUUACCUACUUGUUCACGACUCACGUCACCUUCCCUGUUCCGUCUUCUCGUCGCUUUCGAGUCAAAAUAGUUUUCCAAAUCCGUGACGCUAUCAGUAAUUGUGGCUAUGCCCUGCAACAUAAUCGUUGGGUCUUGAAAUUGCAACUGUGGUGUGUGGUUAUCGCCGGUAUUGCUGCCGAAGAUGUCGACGCCGAUCUCAGGCAGUGGAUGGCACUCAAGGCUCGCGAUUUAUACACUGAACUGGGCCUCCAAGGCUGGGAAGAGGUGCUUGAUGUGAUGACCUCUUUUGCCUGGAUGGAGGUAGCCUGCGCACACGGAGCAAGAAAGUUCUGGGCGCAGGUGCAAAGCUACGAUGACUGAGCGUGCUCUGACUCGAAUAUGUAAAUGCACGAAUAAUCCGAGUCAUUAUAUUACAGUAGCACCAGCAACUAAGCCUGAACUGCCUUAUGCCUUGGAAAAUUGGAUUAUUUUCGGUGUCGACCCAACCAGUCGUACAUCAAAAUACGCAUUCGGACUUGGAGUACUGGAGAGGAACUUGUGGAUUCCCAGUUGGGUGAACGUAUUAGCGGACACACAGCAACCUCAUGUCAUGGAAAAUGCAAUCGAUAUAUCGAUAGGAAUAGUCGCAGAGCUCUUUCUGACUACCUGCACGUCUUGCUUCGUUGUUUCUUUUUGGGUGGAGGUGUACUCUGGUGACAAAAGCGAUACGGUUUAUGAAAAUGCAGCUUCAACGACACUAUCUUCUUGAAAAUGAGAUUUACGCCAUGAAGCCUGAUAUUCAAUAUACCCCUUCAACUUUUUUUAUUUCUACAUUCAGCACUCGGAAAACCGGAUCUCACCAAUCUCCUUAGCAAACUAUUUAUCCAUUGUCAAGCCUCGCUUCACUGAGGUGAUCUAAUCAACCCAUCAAUCCCUUACUGCUCCGGCGAGCCCUUCACGUCCGCUUUUACCCGCGUUCCAUUCCUCGCUUUGGCUUGCCACUAUCGGACUGGAGGUUGCGUCCUCUUCGCCAACAUCAUAUUUCCUUCUAUUCAAGCAAGCAGUUAGCAUUCUGCAGCAGAGAUAAACUCCCAAGGUAUGGCCAGCUAAGUAAUGAAUUCCGUGAGUGUACAGAGUAUACAUACGCAUUAUCCCUUCUCUCCAAAUAUACAGCAAGCGCCAGCGUCAUCGCAGCACAUAUGAUUAAGGCAACUGUAAUCGAGUUUCCAACCAGGAAUCUUGGUGCAUAUGUUGUAUUAUACGAUAGGAGUGGGAUCCAUGCAUUGAAGGCAUACCUGAAGAAGAUCAAUAUAUUAGCUGAACAUGAAUGUUAUUUAUAUGGAUGUCAAGACGGAUAAUCAUACGCAAUAGAGUUUGUUGAGCCGAGAAUAAUGAUCCUUUCGAGACUGUCGCCUGCACAAACCUCGUUCACCAUCGUCUAUCAACCUUGAAUCAGCAAGUGCCCAGGUGGAAGCUCCCAUGGGAAAGGAAUGCUCUUUUCAACAUACCAAGAAAACGGGGCCAGAUCCUUGCGCGAAUCUAAGAGUUUGACGUUAGAACUUCAGAAACACCCCAGCAGAUAAUAUUUCUUUUUCCACAAGUUCUUGUCUCACCCGGUCAGAUAAUAAGAUGCCCA